Messenger RNA from Xenia sp. Carnegie-2017, 1039 nucleotides. RefSeq lists its product as uncharacterized. Bases 129 to 920 code for a protein of 263 amino acids. NCBI's taxonomy places the organism in Eukaryota, Metazoa, Cnidaria, Anthozoa, Malacalcyonacea, Xeniidae. The record is from RefSeq and is a predicted model, not a curated record. The transcript is spliced from 4 exons. Gene Ontology annotation, cellular component: nucleus. Gene Ontology annotation, biological process: response to oxidative stress.
UCUAGUUGGGAAAGCACUCAGUAGUUUUUGUGAAUUAACUACAGUUUGACGAAAGUUUGAUAAAAAGUGGAGAAACGGACCAUUUACAGAAGAGCACUUAACUUCAAGCAAAGUCUUCUAAAAAUACAAUGAUGAUUAAGAAGAUCCUUGUACUUAUUGCUUUUACGCUAACAAUCUGCACACAUGUCACUCAUGGCAUUUGCUGCAGCAAAAUAGAAGAGCUAUUAAAGAAAAAGAAGAAUGCUUUUGAAGUUCUUUGCGCAACUGGACACAAUCUCCCUCGUGGCUGCUGUGAUGACAUCAAAAAAGGAGUGACAUCAUAUGAAAAUGCAUACAAAUCAUUGUGUGUUAAUGUAACAGGUAUUUUGCAGGAUUCGAGUAUUCUAAAAGGUAAACCAAAAUGGAUCUCGCACAUUAAGAAAUGGCUUUCUUCGAGCUUGAACGGCAAGAAGACAGUGCGCUGUUACAGAGCAACAGUUAAUGGAUGGGCCGCGACUACAUUUCACAAAAACUGUGACUCCAAGGGACCUACAUUAGUCUUGUUGAAAAAAGGAUCCUAUGUGUUUGGGGCAUUUGCAUCACAAUCGUGGGGAGGUAGUAGUCGUUACAUUCGAGCACCAAAAUCUUUCAUAUUCUCAUUAAAAAACAAGCAUGGUCUGCCACCAUUUAAAUCCAGUCCAACCAAAUAUCCACAAUACGCAAUGUACACAACCAGCAGCUACGGACCCACAUUUGGAGCUGGUCACGACAUUUACAUCGCCAACAAUGCCAAGUCUAGUUCCAGUUCUUACACAAACUUUGGUCAAGCAUACAAACUCCCAUCUGGCUAUUCUUACGGAAGCACCAAAGCAAGAGAGUUGCUGGCUGGCUCCUACAGGUUCACUUUAGACGAAAUGGAAGUGUUUUACUUUUCUUCAUAAAUUAUAUGAACAUAAAUGAUUUGAUUGUUCAAUCUAUGAGUAAAUUUGCUGGAGCUUUUAGUUAAUAAACCUGUCUUUAGUGGAAUAAUUUGAUAUUAAAUUAAUGCAACUUCGGAAAA